AACACCAAUAAUUUUCUGAGGAUUUUCCCAGUUUUCCUUCUCUUCCUUUUUGGAUCUCAUCCUGAUAAUUUCAGAUGGGAUCCCGUACUCACUGACAUCUAAUUUUUCGGUGGCAUAUUUAUUUAGUUUUACUAAAAUGUUUUUAUAAAAACCGGGGAUCUGUUCGUGAUCACACUAUCGUUGUUUUGUUCUCCAUCCUUGAAUUCUUAUCCAUUUUGAUUAAAUAAUUUUGCAGCCUGCGCUAAUUAAUGUUAGAAAGAUGUUGCAGUAAAAGCUGGAUGAUACUCCUUACUGAUUAAUAUGUCGUGGACCGAUUAAGUCAUCUAUAAAUUCCCUGUGGAUUUUUAUUGUUGAGUUGAUGUUUUCCUGUUAAUUUCUUCUUCCUUUUCUUAAUUUCCCGUCAUGAGCAGUCAGAAGAAACCCGGUCGAGGCAAACCCCGUUUAAUGUUGUCGCUGACCUGUGCUGAAUCCUUCGCGGAGAUUGACGAGAUGCUGGAGAUGCCGUCGCCGCUGCAAGUGACCCCGCCACCGGCCAAAAACCCUGGCGCGAGCCGCUCCGGUAAGAAAGCCGGUCGCGGCGGCGUCAUGUGCAUCGUCAAGGGCAACUGGAGCGCGGAGGAGGAUCGCCGACUGGCGCAGCUGGUGGAGCAGUACCUGAACGACGCCGCCAACGCCACGACGCGCCAGGAACGCCGCGGACUGAGUACACGCUGGUCGGAGAUCGCCAAGGAGCUGCCGGGACGCGUGGGCAAACAAUGCCGCGAACGCUGGCACAACCACCUGCGACCGGACAUUAACAAGGGCCGUUGGAGUUUCUCCGAGGAGAUCAUCAUCUUCGUGUGCUGGAAGCACUGGGGCAGUCAGUGGGCGCGGAUUGCGCGGUUAUUGAAGAGCCGAUCGGAUAAUCGGGUCAAGAACCACUGGAAUUGCCAUAUGAAACGCCGGCUGCAGCGGGAUCAACCGUAUUACGAUUUCAUGAUGCAGGGAUAUGCGUACUUGUCCACUGUCUACGUGCCGCCGGAAGGAGAGGAAGAGGCGGAUGAUGAUUGCUUCCAGCAAGCCUUGGUGCCCCAUGUGACACAGUAUCUGAAGGAUCACAGUGACGAGUUGGAACAGAUCCCGUUUUUCACGCCCUGCAACCGCAAGGAACGGGGCAGUUUUCGUAGUGUCUCUUCACCGGAUCUGCUUAGUGACUAUCAUGCACCGCCGUUACACGAACACAAGAAACCUGUCAAAAAGACAAAAAAGACCAAGAAACGCCACUGCCCACCGCCAGCGACCACCGGCGUCAGCAUGGUCCAGCAGCGCACCUGGCAGGAACCGGUGGAGCAGCAGUGGGAAUUCGAUGAAGAGAACCAGUUCCUGCACAAUGUCCACGCGGUGUAUACGCAGCCGAUGGCCCAUCAGCCGGCCGGCGGCAUGGAGCCCUACAUCAAAGUGGAGCACGACAUGGCGGGGCUGGCGUCGCCCAUGCAUCCCAUGGAGUAUCAGUAUCACGACGGGAAUCCCUUUUACUAUUCCCCCUAUCGUCCGCUAGAUCUGGAACCGGGCACCAUUGGCGAGGAGAUGUUGCGCACGCUGAAUAAUUCCUGCGAUCCGUUGUUGUCGAAAGCAGCCAUGGGCGAUUUCCACUGUUCACCACGUUACACGCAGCGCGCCGUGACCUCCACGCCGCUGAAACAGACAUCCACCUUCAAUGUGCCGAUGAGCGAGUGCGGCUAUAGUCCCCUGAGCGGCGGCGGUCGCCUGCUGACCAGCCACGACGAUCCGGCCAGUUUCAUGUCGCCGGUGCGGCGCUGCUACAGCCAUGUGUCGUCCACGCUGAACGAGACAUCUCUGUGGACGCCCGUGAAGGACAAUUUACCGGAGUACCGGGCGGAGGAGACCAUGAUGUUCUCGCCGCCGGUGAAACUCAGCAGCAUUGUCACCCCGCAGCCUAUUCGUGAGGCGCUGGCGCGCGGGGAUUCCAGUCGGCGAACGCUGAGCCCGGAAGAGCUGGAGAGUCCGAAUCGAUUGUUCAGCGAUGCCAGUGAGUUGAUUGAUGGAGAGAUGAAUCUGAGUCAGUGUAGUCAGCUGAGUGCGAAUUAUAAGGGCCGUGUGCAGUCGCAUAGUAUCCUGCAGACACCGGACAACGCCCUAUCGAAAUGCCGUCGCCGUCUAACGGACCAGUGGGGAACGCCGAGCAGUGCUGUAUCCGGUGGAUCCUUCGCGUCGUCCGGUUACGGAUCCUUCCACAUGACUCCCUUGUGAACGUUGUCCUUUCCUUCUUCCACGUCGGUUGUUCUGGUUAUUAAACUGCGCCCGUUCGAGUUUUUGGUGUUUGUGGAAUGCAGUUUGCUUGGCUUCCGGAUUGAUUUUUAGUACUUUAUAAGCACGGUCAACCUGUUACGGAAUCUGUUUUUUUGAGAAACACUUACACAGUCCACUGGUCGUCCUUUUCUACACAGAGUUUAUUCUCAGCUGGAUUACUGUAUUUUUAACUAAUUGAAAGAAUCGGUCUUCGGUAAUAUUUCGUCCAUUUGUUGCAUUAAUUGUUUUUGCUUUUGGAUUUCUUAGUUUCUCUGGCCCGGAAGAAUUUUGCUGUGCUGUUGUUUAUAAUGUCUAUACAUCUUAUACAUGACGCUAAUCUGAUCAUAAAAGAU
Molecule: messenger RNA, 2642 nt
Organism: Paramacrobiotus metropolitanus
Lineage: Eukaryota; Metazoa; Tardigrada; Eutardigrada; Parachela; Macrobiotidae
Exons: 8
Coding region: 403-2250 (615 amino acids)
Biological process (GO): regulation of DNA-templated transcription
Cellular component (GO): nucleus
Molecular function (GO): RNA polymerase II cis-regulatory region sequence-specific DNA binding; DNA-binding transcription factor activity, RNA polymerase II-specific
Source: RefSeq, a predicted model, not a curated record